Neurospora tetrasperma FGSC 2508 is the source of this 2269-nucleotide messenger RNA. RefSeq lists its product as uncharacterized. The record is from RefSeq and is a predicted model, not a curated record. The transcript has a single exon. Lineage: Eukaryota; Fungi; Ascomycota; Sordariomycetes; Sordariales; Sordariaceae. The coding region runs from base 1 to 2058 and encodes 685 amino acids. Gene Ontology annotation, molecular function: ATP binding; ATP hydrolysis activity. Gene Ontology annotation, cellular component: mitochondrion.
AUGCGCUUCCCACCACCCGGGACCACUGUCCGUCCCCCCAUAAUACGCAUCACCAACGGCACUUUUUACCGGCACCAACCUUCCUCCCACGGCCACGGCCACGGCCACCCCAACCCACCACUCUUCUCCAACCUCACUCUCGAUAUCCCCUCCCAUCCUUCGUCUCCGCACAACUGGGCCAUCCUCGGCCCCUCCCAAUCCGGAAAGACCAGCUUCCUGCAACUCCUCCGCGGCCAAUACCUCUGCUUCCCGCCCACCGCUCGCUCCUUUCCCUACCUCUCAACCGAAGACGUCCCCGCCCGGCUGAGAGGAAACCCAGCCAAAGCGAUUCAGUAUGUCGGGUUCGACGCCACUUCCACGUCCGGGGGUCUAGGGGCAGCGGCGUCCAGUUACAUUUCUGCGCGGUACGAAAGUCACAGGGAACAGACGGAUUUUUCGGUGAAGGAUUGGUUGUUGGGCAACACGGAACUUAACCCGACUUCGAUGCCGGGGGAUUACAAGGUGGACGAGAAGUUGUUUGAACGGGUGGUUGUUGAUUUGCGGCUGGACACCCUUCUCGACCUCCCCGUCUCGUUUCUUUCCAACGGACAGGGCCGCAGGGCCAGGAUCGCGCGAGCACUCUUCAAAGACCCGGAGGUCUUAUUGCUGGAUGAACCCUUCAUGGGACUGGACCCGGCUACGGUCGCGGGCUUGAGUCCCUUGCUGCAAAGUCUAGCGGAGAAGAAGAGUCCGCGGUUGGUGUUGGCCGCAAGACCACAGGAUCCCUUGCCGGAGUGGAUCACGCACCUGGUGUAUCUGCGGACAGACAGCCAGGUGGGCGCGAUGGGCGAGCGUGGGACCGUAUUGGAUGGUUUGAGGGCCUACGUGCGCGGAGUAUGGAAGGGCGGACUUUCUGAAGACGAAACAAUGCCUGUUCAUGCUCUCAUCGACAUCGGCCGCACCUUGACGAAGGAUGGUAUCAAAGGGGAGGGACUAGCCGAGGCACUUACCCGCUCCCCAACCAACCAAGCACCCAUCAUCGACUCCGCCCCUGUUCCCAAGACCGAAAAAGAGGAAGCAGAAAAAGAACCUCUAGUUGAAAUGUCCGGCGUCACCGUCCGCUACGGCUCCAAGACUGUUCUCGGCAACUGGCCUUCGGGCCUCCACUGGACCGUCCGCCGCGGCUCCCGGUGGGGCGUCUUCGGUCCCAACGGCAGCGGCAAAACCACCAUCGUCUCGCUACUCUGCUCCGACCAUCCACAGACUUACUCCCUCCCCAUCAAACUCUUUGGGCGGUCCCGCUUGCCCGAACCCGGAUCCGGUCAACGCCCCUUAACUUUCUGGGACAUCCAAUCGCGCGUCGGCCACUCCAGUCCCGAAAUCCACCAGUACAUGCCUCGCCGGCUAACCGUCCGCUCCGUUCUUGAAUCCGCAUGGGCCGACACUUUUUCCUCCGUCCCCAAACUUACCCCUGAAGCAACAGAAAAAGUAGACGCCACUCUAUCCUGGUUCGCACACGAACUUAACCCAUCCUUUGCCAAACGUUCGCACCACACUCCCGUCGAAUUGGCUCAGGCAGACGACGACGAAGCAAAUCUGAAGUGGGCAAAAGAUUACCAAUUCGGCGAAUUACCCUUUUCUUCUCAGCGCUUACUUCUCUUUUUGCGCGCUAUUGUCAAAAACCCCGAUAUCGUCGUCCUCGACGAGGCCUUUAGCGGGAUGGACGAUGCCGUCCGCGACAAAUGCAUGCUUUUUUUGAUGCACGGAGAGAACAAGACUUUUGCUUCUUCUACCGCCUCUACUCCUACGACCAAGAAGGCGGGUCUAUCGGUAGCUCCUGUGGAAGUGGUAGAUAGCGAGCAAGCCAAGGCAGGUAAAGUCAAGGUGCAUGGGUUGACGGACGAGCAGGCCUUGAUUUGCAUUAGUCACAUUAAGGAGGAAGUCCCCGAUUGCGUAAGGGAGUGGGUGUGUUUGCCUGAGGCGAGCAGUGGGCUGGAGGCGAGGUUUGGGAGGUUGGAUGGCCCGUUGAGGUUGAGUGGUAGGCGGUGGGGGGAGGUUUGGGGGGUUAAUGGGAGUUGAAAUCAAGUUGUGUAGACUUUUGAGGGCAAAAGUAUGGUGGAGAUAGAGAAAAUGAUACAUGGUAGUUGACUUGAAUUGAAGUGGGCUGUUAAGAGUGAUGUGAUUGAUUGAAGGGGACUUGAGGAAGAAUCAAUGUAAGAAACGGAUUAAUAUCAAGUUGUAUCUAUGUUGUUUGGAGGAGUGAUUGUUUGGAUGAGUCAUGAUAGGUUUG